AUGGCCACCCUUCGUUCAGCCAUGAAACACGGCGACAUUGUAAUCGAGGCUGAUGCCGUAACUCGAGUUAGCCCCAUCGCGAGUGGAACAUACGGCGAGUUAUUUCUUGGGAGACAUGAGACUCUUGGACUCGUUGCCAUGAAAACGUUAUACACAGCCGAGAAAUUACGCACCGAAGAAUUGGACCGAAUUGAAGCCCAAAUUAAGUCGCUAAUUGCCAUAGCAACGGGUCCGAAUUUAGUACCGAUACAUGGGUUCAUUAGGCAACACGACAGUUAUUCGAUCGUUCUAGACUAUAUGAAGCAUGGAUCGCUCAGACAGCUGCAGAAUACAUCGUCAACUCGUGUACCUGUUUCCCUCAAGUAUCGAAUGGUAGACGAGAUGCUGGCAGCAAUGACGUAUCUCCAUGAAAACUGCGUGGUGCACGGCAAUCUGAAACGGGACAACAUUUUAAUUGAUGAUGAUUUUCAUGUCAAGAUAAGUGACUUCAGUAUCACGACUGUAGAAGCAUUUUUUUCCAGUUGCUAUAGUAAUGAUAAUAAUAACAAGAAAAGACGUUCUUCCAGAAAUAUGAGUAUAAUCCCGCCUGAAUUCUUGAUCGAUCCAACCCGUCCACUCGAUAAUGUAUAUGAUAUUUACAGUUUUGGUAUCGUGCUCUGGGAGCUGGUGACUGGAUUAGAGAGCUACCCAUCAACUGACAACCAUCAUGAUGGGCACCUUAUAUCUGCCGUUUGCCAAGGAAGCCGGCCAGACCUAAGUUCUAUUCCCGAAGACUGUCCUACAAUACUCUCGCGCAUAAUGCAGGAGUGCUGGGACGUGGAUCCGGAAAAACGACCGCCUUUUCAUGAUUUGCAUCGACAUGUUGACCAGGAGUACAAUAAUGUAUAUGCAUCGAAUGUAGAGAAUGCAGUGUUGGGUCUUCGCACGGCACUGUCGAAAAACUCGCACGAUAAUCAAAGAACCGAUGGUACAUCCCGCCCAACGUAUCUUGCUGUUUCGUUGAAAAACAAGCCAGACAGCGAUUGCAAGAAAACUGUUACUUUUAAGUUCGACCAGGACGACAAUUCAACAAAAGAUGCGAGAGUAACUGAAACUGACGGUGUAAUGCAACUGGAAAAUACUCAAUUAAAACAGUGUGUGAUUACAUCAAUUGACAGCGAAUGUUCCUCGACGAAAACAGAAAAAUGUUCAACUCCAUUAGAAACGUCGGAACUGAGUCAAGUUUUGUUCGGACUAUUAGCGAUGGAAGAGCCCGUCCAAGACAGCAAACCGUCAAUAAAAACGCACUACGAUACGGAUACAAAACCAACGCAUGGAGAUAAUGGCCGAGCACGGAACAACGGAACUGUUGUCGGGUCACAGCUCAACGUCAAGUUCUCAGAUUCCUGCGUUGACAAAAAGACGACGGAAAAACAGCGAAGUGUGUUAAUUAGAUCGGUAUCACAUGGCGAAGAAAGGGAGAAAGUUUUUCCGAAGCAGAAAAGAUCUGGAAGCGGCAUUCGUGGUGGUCAAACAAUCGAUCCCUGCCCCGGGCUCAAAGUGCGUACAGUUUCGAGGAAGGACAGAAGCGUUCGUCUUUAA
Molecule: messenger RNA, 1581 nt
Organism: Saccoglossus kowalevskii
Lineage: Eukaryota; Metazoa; Hemichordata; Enteropneusta; Harrimaniidae
Biological process (GO): protein phosphorylation
Molecular function (GO): protein binding; ATP binding; JUN kinase kinase kinase activity
Source: RefSeq, a predicted model, not a curated record